Molecule: messenger RNA, 3903 nt
Organism: Betta splendens (Siamese fighting fish)
Lineage: Eukaryota; Metazoa; Chordata; Actinopteri; Anabantiformes; Osphronemidae
Gene: marveld2b
Product: MARVEL domain containing 2b
Exons: 14
Biological process (GO): bicellular tight junction assembly
Cellular component (GO): cytoplasmic vesicle; bicellular tight junction; apical plasma membrane
Source: RefSeq, a predicted model, not a curated record
GAGAGGAGACCGUGAACGCAGCGUGAAGCCGUCGGACCUGCCAGGUGAGCUUCUCCUGACACCUGACCUGAGAUCAGUGGGAGACUGGUAACAGUACUAGGAAACGUGUGGCAGGUGCUGCUCCCUGUUUCGCUCAGAAAAGCACAGGAUUAUAAAAAGCAGUUGCAGAGUCCUGGUCCCAUGUCGUCGGGAGGAGUUGCUCAUUCCGCCCGGUUUGACAGGGUGCGGGAGAUCCCUUACUAUGACCAGGUUCCGGUGGAAUCCUACAGUUGGUACCCAGAUUUUGCCGGGGACCCUCCGCCUUUGCAUGGAGCAGUGCCGGCUGUCAGCCUAGACCCCCUCCCGCCGCCCCCUCUACCUCAGCAGCCAGCUGUUGGUCCGGACUCCUUUGACUCCCCGUACAAUGACGGGCCAGUGGAGGCUGACUCUGAUGCCAUGGACAUCAAGCCAGUGCGCCGCUUUAUCCCAGAUUCUGUCAAGAACUUCUUCCGUCGCAACAGUAGUAAACGUGACAGCAAGGGUUUUUCCAUCCCACCAUCUCAUUCCCCCGCACCCUCCUCCAAGAAAAGUGCCCAGUGUCACACCACAGCAGGAGUCCCCUGCUCACCCCCACACUCAGCCCCUCCGUCUCCCUCCCUUCCUGGCUCCUACCGGGAUCCCUAUGGAGGCUCUGGGGGCAGCUACACCUCUCAGAAGGAACGGGAUGGGCUGCUGCUUGGGGCUGAAGCCAUUGAAUCUGCAUCUGCAGUGCCUACUAAUGUGUCAUCCCAGACCUACCAGGAGCGGGUAGAAGAAUACCACCAGCGGUACGCAUACAUGAAGUCUUGGGCUGGUCUGCUGAGGAUUCUGGGCUGCGUUGAGCUGCUGAUUGGAGCUGCCGUGUUUGCCUGUGUUUGUGCUUAUAUUCAUAAGGACAGUGAGUGGUUUAACCUGUACGGAUACUCCCAGCCCCAGCUGUAUGGCGGCUAUGCAGGAGCAUAUGGUGGAUAUAAUUACUACACUGGUCCCAAGACUCCGUUUGUCCUGGUGGUGGCUGGUCUUGCGUGGAUAGUGACCGUUAUCCUGCUUGUCCUUGGGAUGACUCUGUAUUAUAGAACCAUUCUUCUGGACUCUUCUUGGUGGCCACUCACAGAGUGUUCCAUCAACCUGGUCUUGGCCGUGCUCUAUUUGGCUGCAGCGAUAGUGUAUGUGAGGGACACAACUCGUGGAGGAAUGUGCUACAUGCCGGUCUUCAACAGUGGGCCGAAUGCAGCCUUCUGCCGAACCGAGGCCGGACAGACAGCAGCCAUCAUCUUCCUCUUCCUCAACAUGGUGAUUUACUUCAUCGGUGCAGGCGUUUGUCUGAAGCUGUGGAGGCACGAAGCAGCCAGGAUGAGGAGGGAGGCUCUGGCACAGGAGAUGAAAACAGCUGGAUCCUCAGUUCUUCUGUCUAUACUAGCUUCUAGGACCUCAGAGCAGACUCCUCUCCCCACCAUGCAGCCAGACAUCAUGGAUGCCCCGAUGGAAUCUGCAGCCGCUCCUCUCAUGUCCCUGCAGCCUGAGAUCCUCCGAGGUCACAUACCAGCUGGACACAUCCCCAAACCCGUCGUCAUAGCAGACUACGUAGCUAAAUACCCCAGCAUCCGCUCAGAUGAAGAGAGAGACCAGUACAAAGCUGUGUUCAAUGACCAGUACGCUGAGUACAAGGAGCUGCACAGGGAGGUUCAGGCCAUGGCCAUGAAGUUUGAAGAGAUGGAUGAGAUGAUGCAGAACCUUCCCGUCCGACCUUCCAGCCAAAUGGAGAAGGAACGAAUCGAUAACAUUGUGAUGGAGUAUCAGAAGAAAAAAGCUGACCCGACAUAUCUGGAAAAAAGGGAGAGAUGUGAAUACCUAAAAAACAAGCUCUCUCAUAUCAAACAGAAGAUUCAAGAGUACAACAAGGUCAUGGAGCAGAAUGACAGCAGCUAAAGGCUGCAUCUCACGUCAGGUCACCACCGACCCAAACACAGUGAGCUCAUGUCCAACCGAACCUUCUCCACCUUCCCACCCGAGAAGAUGCUUCAGUACUAUCGCUGGACCUCCCCCCCAGGAGUCAUGAAGAUAAUGAGCAUCAUCAUCAUCAUCAUGUGUGUGGCUAUAUUUGCCUGUGUGGCCUCCACCUUUGCUUGGGACUAUAAUAUGGGUGGCCUAGUGCCAGGAUUAGGGUACGGCGGCUCCUACGGCGGCUCCUACGGCGGCUCCUACGGCGGCGCAGGCUCCUAUGGCAGCGGCAGCUAUGGGGGUGGAUAUGGAUAUGGAAUGCAGAUGGAUCCUGUUGCUGGCAAAGCCUUCAUGGUCACCAUGGCAGCCCUUACCUUUUUAGCUGCGCUUGUGAUUUUUGUUUUGGUUAUUUCGAGGCAAUCGACUGCUCGCUCUCCAAAGUUCUACCUGGCUGCCAUCAUCAUCUGUGCAAUCUUGGCUUUUUUGGUCAUCAUUGCCACUAUUGUGUACAGCGUGGCUGUGAACCCAACAGCCCAGUCCUCCGGUUCUGUGUACUACAACCAGAUCGUCCAGCUGUGUGCCCAGUACCAGACGGAGCCCCAGGCUCAAGGCAUCUUCAUCAACCAGUAUAUGUAUCAUUACUGUGUGGUGGAUCCCCAGGAGAUCAUCGCCAUUGUCCUGGGCUUCCUGGUGUUUGUCGGCCUCAUCAUCCUGCUGGUGUUUGCAGUCAAAACCCGCAACCAAAUGAGGCGCUGGGGCCCGCACCGCAUUCUGUGGGACGAAAUUAAAGUCAUCAAUGUUGCUCACACCAGUGUUGGAGAGUGGGUCAACAACGUGUCUGGUCGCCCAGACAUCCUGCUGAAUCAGCACAACGACCAGGUUGGAGGCUCCAGAGACUAUCUGGACCAGCUGGAAAGCAACAAGCCUCUUUACCUGCCAGGAGACUCAGACAUCAGCAGCUCUAUGGGAGGCCUGAAGCCCAAGCAGUGGAUCAGGGACUAUGACACCGGUGCAGAGUCUGGAGACGACCUGGAGGAGGAGGACUUCUCCCAUUUGUUUCCUUCUAUUGUGGAUGAGCAGGAGCGUUUGAACUACAAACGGGAGUUUGACCAGGAUCACAAAGAGUACAAGAACCUGCAGCGAGAGCUGGACGGCGUAAACCAGGACCUGGCUCAGAUGGACAGAGAGCUGGAGCUGUACCCUUCAGGCAGCCCGCAGUUCCUGGACGCCUUGAAUAAAUACAACAAACUGAAAAAUAUGAAGAAGACCUCUGACUACCAGAGCAAGAAGAGGAGGUCUAGGUAUCUCCGGUCUAAACUGUCCCACAUCAAGAGGAAGGUCAGCGAGUACGACCGCCGACCGUGAACCCGCUCACAUUGAAGGAGUCCGACCCACUGUGUAUUUCAGUACCAGCGCUCGUCAGGGGAAUGAAGGAUGUGUUUUUUUUACUAUUGUCUCGAUCAGCGUCUUUCAUCAAGGACUGUUUUACAGCAUAGUUGAAUUUGAGUUUGAUUUAUUUUCUCCUUGACUUGAACAAAGACGCAUAAGAUGCUUUUUACUGUAGCUCGGUACUGGACUGUAUUCUGUAGCUUUAAACUCCAGCUGAACAGGUUUUGGACUGGUAUAUCAUUUUUACAAAGCAUUUGUUGUAUAUAAUUACUUUUUUGUGAUGGAAUUUCUGUCCUUGUGAUUGUAUGUUCUUUUUAUUGAAGUCUCUCAUGUAAUAUAUUACAAAGUUUUGAUGAUCGCACUGUUGUUUAUGUCAUUAACAUUUUUAGUACUGUGAAUUUCAUUUAUUAUCCUCCUCGAAUUCAUUAUAGCUGCUUUAAAUGCAAGUAAAUAACUCCUCCCAGCAUUUUGCAAUAACUCCUUCCUGAUGUAUUUAAACAUAAAUACAACUUUCUGCUCAUUUGCAUAUUAUUCCGGAAAAAGGAAGUAAGUUAC